CGAAACAAAUGAAACAUUUCAGGGCAUCGUGAGCUGAGAAGAGAGACUUGAAAGACCGGUGUUUUUGUUAUGGGUGUUGGCAAAUUCUUGAUACUGCGCGGAGAAUUAUAGGCGGAUUCCCCACAUAAACGUUCCUGUCAGCGGAUGGUUUAAGACACUAGUUUUACUCAAUCCAGUCAGUUAUCUGGGUGGCGUUUGGACGUUAAAUGUCUUUUUUUUUUUUUUUUUUCGGAUCUGGGUCUCCGUCUGAGAGAAAAAGUUAAAUAUAACAAUACAAAAAUCAUGGAAAUAAAUGGUACUGCGGGCAGAAUCGGUCUAGAGGGAGACGCAGACCUGCAGUUUUUAUUAAAUGGUGGAGACCUAUUAAAGGUGAAGUCCAGCUCAUGGAAGAAGACUCGCUUCUAUCAGCUGAUGGAAGACUGCAAGACUGUGUUGCACCAGUCCAGAAAGACUUUUAAGAGAAACCCAACCUUCAACCUGGAGGACAUUGAAUCAGUGCGGUAUGGCCGUCAGUCUGAGGGGUUGCAGAAGUACACUGACUCCUCUGUGGAGGACCGCUGCUUCACCAUCAUCUUCAAAAAUCGACGCAAGAACCUCGACUUGAUUGCUAGUUCCAAAGAGGAGGCCAAACAGUGGGUCAAAGGUCUGGAGAAGGUCAUGAACAGCAUGAGAAACCUUAACCGCCAACAGAACAGUGAACACUGGUUCUACAGCUGUAUGCGCAAAGCAGACAAGAACUCUGACAACAAAAUGUCCUUGAAGGAAUUGAAGCAUUUCCUACUGAAUAUCAAUAUCGAAGUGGACGACAGUUAUGCUGAGAUGCUAUUUAAGAAAUGUGACACGUCAAACUCAGGCACUCUUGAGGGUGCAGAGAUUAAACAAUUUUACGAUUUGCUGACUUACCGUAAGGAAAUUGACAUAAUCUAUGGAAAGUACACUCACACUAAUGGACAGAUGAGCUCAACUGACCUGCUUAGCUUCCUCCAAAACGAGCAGAGGGAGCCAGUGUCAUUGGAUUAUGCCCUAAAGCUUAUCAACAAAUAUGAGGUGGAUGAGACAGCCAAACAGAGGAAGCACAUGACCAAAGACGGCUUCCUGAUGUUCCUGAACCAGGAGGAAGGUGGCAUCUUUAAUCCUGCCCACAAAGCUUUGUACCAAGACAUGCGCCAACCGCUCAAUCAUUACUUUAUUUCCUCUUCCCAUAACACUUAUCUGAUGGGGGACCAGCUGAAAGGACCAAGCAGCACAGAGGCCUAUAUCAAAGCACUGAUGAAGGGCUGCCGCUGUGUGGAGCUGGAUUGCUGGGAUGGUGCAAAUGGGGAACCGGUUAUUUACCAUGGUCACACCCUCACAUCCAAAGUGCUUUUCAAAGACGUCAUCAAGGUCAUCAAAGAAUAUGCUUUUAAAACCUCACAGUACCCAGUGAUCUUGUCUCUGGAGAACCACUGCACCCUAGAGCAGCAGAAAAUCAUGGCCUAUCACCUAACCUCCAUCCUGGGCAAUGCUCUGCUCACUCAACCCUUGGGUAACCACAUGCCAAGCACUUUUCCAGGACCUGAGGAAUUGAAAGGCCGUUUCUUGAUCAAGGGCAAGUGUUUGAAUAAGCUCGAUGCAGCAUUCAACAACAACACUACAGAGGAUGUGGACAGUGUUUCUGAGGAAGACGAGGCUGCUGAAUUGAAAGAGAAUGAACAGAAGGUCAUGGGCAAGAAGUCAAAAAAGAUAAAGCUAGCCAAGGAGCUGUCAGAUCUGGUCAUCUACUGCAAAAGUGUCCAUUUCAGUGGCUUUGAGCACUCAAAGGAUAACCAGGCCUUCUAUGAGAUGGCUUCCUUUAAGGAGAGCAAAGCUAUGAACCUGGCAGAAAACUCAGCCAUGGCAUAUAUUCAUCACAACAUGGAUAAGCUGAGUAGAAUCUACCCAGCCGGAUCUAGAACUGAUUCGUCCAACUACAACCCAGUGCCAUUGUGGAAUGCUGGCUGCCAAAUAGUGGCUCUAAACUUCCAGACUCGCUGUAAGGAGAUGGAUCUAAACCAGGGCCGCUUCUUACCUAACGGCAGGUGUGGCUAUAUACUGAAGCCAGAGUACCAGAGAGACCCUGCCUCCCAAUUUGACCCUAAAAACCUCAGUGUAGGCCCUUGGCUGCAAAAGAAGACUGUGCACAUCAUGAUCAUCUCAGCCCAACAGCUGCCUAAACUCAAUAAGGACAAGCCUAAGUCCAUUGUGGACCCUCAAGUGCGGGUUGAGAUCUAUGGUGUGCCAGCUGAUAAUGCCACCAAGCAAACACAUCAUAUUGACAAUAAUGGUUUCAAUCCUAUGUGGAAUACAAACUUUCAGUUCAUUGUUCAUGUGCCAGAACUGGCUUUGGUACGGUUUGUGGUGGAGGACUUUGAUGCUGCUUCCUAUAAUGACUUUAUUGGCCAAUACACUGUACCCCUCACCAGCAUGCAGAACGGAUACCGUCAUGUGCCUCUGCUCACAAAGAGUGGUGAUGUCAUUCCUUCAGCUGGACUGUUUGUACACAUCAUGGUUCUUGAUGCUUAGUAGACUACGACAUUCCCCUCAUUCAUCUCAAUGCCAAAGUGUGAAGGUCACUGAACAAAACUCUCCUCUGCUAACACAUUCUAGCAAACAUUUCUCAAAGAUUUGGACUUGCUUUUCAGAUGUGCCUUGCGGUUUACCAAUUAGCCCUUCUUUCCAUAUGAGUACCAAGAUUUACAUUAAAACAAUUAAAGGGAUAGUUCACUCAAAAAGGAAAAUUCUGUCAUCAUAAGGCUCUUUUCCACCAUCGGGCCGAACAUUUCUCAUCACAAAAUCGUACCGUUCCGUGCCAGCUGGCGCAGUUACGGUUUCUUUUUCCACUGUGGUGCGGUGAAAUCAGGAGAAUGUACACAUCAGAUCCAGCUGUUGGCAACAGCGUUAGAGGUAAACAUCGGAGCAAGUGCGCUAUGGAAGAUAAGUGCAUAUUCCGGUUUUCAGGACUGCUUUUUUCCCUGGUUUUACUCUGCUAACAAACAGCAAAGACACAGACCAUGCCGCAAAAAGGAAAGUAAAGAGAAAAAGGCAAGAGGUUUACCAUCAUUUGCUGAGGGCUUACGUUUGACAGCGGACACAAACAUGCAGAAAUGCAAAAGUUCCCAGACUAGCUAAAAAGGAUAUUUAUUGACAAAUGUAUUAUAUGAAAAUAGUAUAUGAGAAUAUAUUGAUGUAUUUUGAGUUUAAAUGAGCUAGUAAUCUCAUUCCUUGAUGUAAAAUUGGUUUAGAAAAAUAAAUGUAGGCUACAAUACUAGUUAAAACUAUAAUAAUAAAACCAUGAUGAUAAACUAAACGAGUCGCCACGUACUAAAGCCAUUCCACCAGCACGGUUGAGAACGGUUGAGUACGGUUAGCUAACCGUGCCAAGAAUUCCGGGCCGAGAAUGGUUUAUAAUCUUGCCAUGCUGAACCUUGCUCAAGUGGAAAUGCUACUGUAAUCGUUCCGUGCUCAGAACCGUUGAGCCCGAUGGUGGAAAAGUGGCUAUAAAGUCAUCCUCGUGUAGUUACAAACACAUAUGACUUUCUUUCUUUCUUCCGUGGAAUACAAAAGAAAAUGUUAGGCAGACAUGACAUGUUCGAAAGAAAGGCAUAUGAGUUUGGAACAACAUGUGGGUGAGUAAAUGAUGACAGAAUUUUCAUUUUGGGGUGAACUAUCCCUUCAUUGGAAUUGAUAGGUUUAGUACAACUGAGAACAACAGAUUCAGGGUAAAUGAAGGAUUUUAAAGUUAUUGUUUACCCACAUGUAAUCUGUGCCUGGAGACCUUUAGGCAACAGCCCCAUAUAUUUUCACACAAUUCAAAUGCCUUCUUUCUCAAAACUCCCCUUGCACGUUUGUGUAUUCACUUUAUCCCUUUAAAUACUACUUUGAAAACAUUUGAAUAAAUUAGAUUUAAAUAAAUCAUCAGAAAAGUGUGCAGAUUCAGUGCGGGUCUAGUUAUUGCACAAAAAGUUGUAAUGUGUUUGGUGAAGCUUUAGCGACAUUCCUGUCUAAAUCAGUAGCACAUUAAUUGUGCAGUUUUUGGCAAUUAACAAUUUGGAAGCGUUAAAGUUGUAAACAAUUAUUAAACAUAUUUAUUUAGUGUUAAAGGUGGGUUGGAGGUGAACAAAAUAUUUCACCUAACACUAUUUUCUUAAAUAUAUAUAUAUAUAUAUUACACUUAUGCCUUUUUUACAUUAAUAUCAUUUAACAGUUUAUUUGUUAACAGAGAAUAUUUCUUACUGAAUGUUUCUGCGAAAUUGUGAGCUUUCCCAAACGUUGCCUUCAAGCCUUAAUUUUAGUCACAAUUAUAUUUUAUUUAAAUGUACAUUUUUAAAGAGGAGAUUUAAUCUUAUCACAAGCAUUCCUGUGUUUAGUGUUGUGUGAAUGUGUAAGAUGUGUUGAAUUGUAAUGAUUUGUUCACUACUGUGUGGUAAAUGUUAAUGUGACUGUAUGUGUUAGUCCCCAUCAGUGACUUUAAAAUGACUUUAUAUGCAUUGUGGGAAGCUGCAAACUGUUUACAAACCUGACUCAUGUUGGGAAAUGCUUUGUUUUUAAUACUACAACCUGCUCUUUUCAUAAACCCAGGAUACAAUAAUACACUAUUAUGCUAUCUGGUAACCUUUUUAUUUUCUGAAUGUUAGGCUCAAUAUGGAUAAAUAUUUUCAGUCACCAUCCAAAAGUGCCACUUCUAUAAGAAUGUGAAUAGCAGGUGCGUUAUAUUUUUCAGAGCAGUAGGAGAGUUGCACUACAAAUGUGUAUAACAUAGAUUGAAAAGAUAUAUGAACUUACAUAUCUGUGCUUAAUAUUUUUGUUAAGGUGUUUUAUUUUGUAGGUCUUUUGAAUUCAUUGUUGGUGUAAGGAAUAUUUGCAUUUUAUCAGCUCUUUUCUAGAAAUAUUUCUAUAUUCCUUAAUUUAUCUAAUGUGCCUUAGAGGAAAGUUGUUACACCAGGUCAUUACUAACCAUGUGAUAUUAAGCCAUAAUAACAUCCGAUUCUCAUGUCUCUUGCAUUAAGUCCUGUUCUUACAGUGUCAUAAGAAGAAAGAAAAUGUUUUUCUGACAACUCAAAAACUUUUGUUCAUGAAAACGAAAUAAAACAUCUCAGAACAAUUUUAUAA
This is a messenger RNA of Myxocyprinus asiaticus (Chinese sucker), 5127 nucleotides long. Its product is annotated as 1-phosphatidylinositol 4,5-bisphosphate phosphodiesterase delta-1-like. Lineage: Eukaryota; Metazoa; Chordata; Actinopteri; Cypriniformes; Catostomidae. The transcript is spliced from 15 exons. The coding region runs from base 283 to 2541 and encodes 752 amino acids. The record is from RefSeq and is a predicted model, not a curated record. Gene Ontology annotation, molecular function: calcium ion binding; phosphatidylinositol-4,5-bisphosphate phospholipase C activity. Gene Ontology annotation, biological process: lipid metabolic process; phosphatidylinositol-mediated signaling.